Messenger RNA from Saccharomyces eubayanus, 405 nucleotides. RefSeq names its product Hsp10p (gene HSP10). Bases 1 to 405 code for a protein of 134 amino acids. Gene Ontology annotation, cellular component: mitochondrial matrix. NCBI's taxonomy places the organism in Eukaryota, Fungi, Ascomycota, Saccharomycetes, Saccharomycetales, Saccharomycetaceae. The transcript has a single exon. Gene Ontology annotation, molecular function: metal ion binding; ATP binding; protein folding chaperone. The record is from RefSeq and is a predicted model, not a curated record.
AUGCUAUGUUCAUCUGCCCUCGAGGAAACUAAACCGAACUAUCGAUUAAAUAAGUUACUGAAAAUACUCACAACGAAAGAAAAAAUGUCUACCCUUUUGAAGUCCGCUAAAUCUAUUGUUCCAUUAAUGGACCGUGUUCUUGUCCAAAGAAUUAAAGCACAAGCAAAAACAGCUUCCGGUCUAUAUUUGCCUGAAAAAAAUGUUGAAAAGCUAAAUCAAGCUGAAGUUGUUGCCGUAGGCCCAGGUUUCACUGAUGCUAAUGGCAAUAAGGUUGUUCCACAGGUUAAAGUAGGUGACCAAGUUUUGAUUCCACAGUUUGGCGGUUCUACCAUUAAGUUGGGCAACGAAGACGAAGUUAUUCUUUUUAGAGACACAGAAAUUUUAGCCAAGAUUGCUAAGGACUGA